AUGCGGCACAAACACGAAAUGCCGCCACAAAAAGAGAGAAAUGUACAAGUGUUAAAUGUCGAACGCUUUUUUGGUUCCGCCGGGGGAAAUGCGUGCUGGCCGGCUUUCGGCACGAAGGCAGCCCUCCCCUCCCACCCCUGCGCCUCUUCUUUGAGCCCCUGA
Messenger RNA from Drosophila pseudoobscura, 162 nucleotides. RefSeq lists its product as uncharacterized. NCBI's taxonomy places the organism in Eukaryota, Metazoa, Arthropoda, Insecta, Diptera, Drosophilidae. The record is from RefSeq and is a predicted model, not a curated record.